This is a messenger RNA of Miscanthus lutarioriparius, 834 nucleotides long. Lineage: Eukaryota; Viridiplantae; Streptophyta; Magnoliopsida; Poales; Poaceae. The record is from the annotation of a GenBank genome assembly.
AUGGCCGUCGCGAUCUGCAUCAAGGUGGCCGCACUCGUUGCGCUCGUGUCCGUGUUCGCCACGCAUGGCGCUCGCGCGCAGCCGAGCUACAACGCCUCCUCCGCCCGCAGGGAAUUGUACUACUCCAGCACCACCGGCGGCAGCUGGCAACCUGCCAUGGCCACCUGGUACGGCCGGCCCAACGGCGCCGGCCCUGACAACAACGGUGGUGGGUGUGGGUACAGCGGCACCAACCUGUACCCUUUCAACUCCAUGACGUCCUGCGGCGACCACAAAUUGUUCAACGACGGCAAGGGCUGCGGCGCAUGCUACCAGAUAAAAUGCGUGAGCAGGAACAACCCUGCCUGCUCUGGCGUGCCCCAGACGGUUAUCAUCACCGACGUGAACUACGACACCAGUCUCGGCCCCAACCGUCUCGACCUCAGCGGCACGGCGUUCGGCGCCAUGGCUAAGCCUGGCCUCAACGGCAAGCUCCGCGAUGCCGGCGCCCUCAGCAUCCAGUACAGGAGGGUGCCCUGCAACUACAAGGGCUUGAACGUGAGGUUCCACGUGAUGGGAGGCUGCAACCCAUUCUACUUCGCGGUGAUCGUGUACUACGCGGGCAGAGAUGGCGCCGUGGUGCAGGUGGACCUCAAGGAGGCCAACUCGCAGACAUGGAGGCCGCUGUACGAGUCGUGGGGCGCCGUCUGGAGGAUAGACCCCGGCCACCCGCUGAAGGCACCCCUCUCGCUGCGCGUCCGCAGCGACUGUGGCAAGAUUCUGGUGGCCUACGACGUCAUCCCGGUCAACUGGAGGGGCAAUGCCGAUUACCGUACCAUCGCUCAGUUCCACUGA